Molecule: messenger RNA, 855 nt
Organism: Pygoscelis adeliae (Adelie penguin)
Lineage: Eukaryota; Metazoa; Chordata; Aves; Sphenisciformes; Spheniscidae
Product: olfactory receptor 10A7-like
Biological process (GO): G protein-coupled receptor signaling pathway
Cellular component (GO): membrane
Molecular function (GO): G protein-coupled receptor activity; olfactory receptor activity
Source: RefSeq, a predicted model, not a curated record
AUGUUCCCAAUUACUCUGACAGGGAACUUUCUCAUCAUCGUAGCUGCAACCACUGACCCUGCCUUGCACACCCCCAUGUACUAUUUUCUCAAAAACCUGGCUUUAAUUGACAUUUGCUUUACACUAAACAUAGUGCCCAAGAUGCUUGUGGAUUUGUUGUUGGAGAGAAAGGUCAUCUCCCUUUCUGCCUGUGCCCUACAACUAUACAUUGUCAUAUUCUUCAUCACUUCUGAGUGUUUCCUCUUGGGUGCCAUGGCAUAUGACCGAUACAUGGCUAUAUGCCAUCCCUUGCAUUAUGUCAUAACAAUGAACAGGAAAGUGUGUAUUCAUAUGGUCAUAGCAUGCUGGAUUGCUGGUAUUCUGCUUUCUGUAGGUCUCACUGGUUGGCUAUUUAGCUACCCCUUUUGUGGCUCAAAGGAGAUUGAGCAUUUCUUUUGCGAUAUCUCUCCCAUUCUGGAUCUGGUCUGUUCAGUCACACACUUAUUCGAGCUUCUUGUGUUUGUUGCUACUGUUGUAAUUGUUUUGAUCCCAUUUGUCUUGACAGCUCCCUCUUACAUCCAGAUGAUCCAUACCAUCCUCCAAAUGCCAUCUGCCGAAGGAAGAUGGAAAGCUUUUUUCACCUGCAUUGCUCACCUGAUGGUGGUGACACUGUUCUGCUGCACAACUGGCUUGACACGUUUAAAGUCCAAGUCCAAAGUUUCUGCAAACAGCAGGAAACUGGUGGCUCUUUCUUACACAGUAGUAACUCCUAUGCUGAACCCAAUCAUCUACGGCUUACAAAACAAAGUAAAGCAUGCUCUGAGGAGGACAUUUGGGAGAAGACAAUUCUUCAGCAAGGUGCCUCUGCCUAGAUAG